Molecule: messenger RNA, 1330 nt
Organism: Saprolegnia diclina VS20
Lineage: Eukaryota; Oomycota; Saprolegniomycetes; Saprolegniales; Saprolegniaceae
Exons: 2
Coding region: 37-1293 (418 amino acids)
Biological process (GO): replication fork processing; DNA damage response; replication fork arrest
Cellular component (GO): replication fork protection complex; nucleus
Molecular function (GO): DNA binding
Source: RefSeq, a predicted model, not a curated record
CCGGUAGGCAUUUGCCGCGAAACUCCAUUUGGCAGGAUGGCGUCGUCGUGGGAAGAUGGGGCGUCGAUCUUGCGCCGACCUGUAGACGCCGGGGCCCGGAAGCGGCCCGCGCCGGGUGCAUCGAGCGACUUUAUGGGCCUUGGCGAUGACGGAGAGCCUCCAGCCGGAGGUGCGCCCGAGGAGCCUGCGCCGGAGGCCAAGCCGCGAAAGAAGCGCAACAUCUUCUCGGAGCAGCAUUUGCUAAGCGACCGAGGUUUCCGCGCAGUCUACAACUCGUUCCCGGGCCACUUCAACACGGCCAUUCCGGAAGGCCAAGAAGCGUUGGCGCUGCGCGAUCUCAUGACGUGCUACAAGGAGUGGGCGUUCGAGUUGUUUCCGGCCCUGCGCUUUGAGGACUUUGUCGACCGCACCGAAGCGAUUGCCAAGAAGGCCGCGGUGGGCGAGCUUCUCCAAGAACUGCGGUCGAAGGAAGCCAAGCGCGGCGAGCCCGAGCCCGACUUUGCCGAGAUCGUGAAUUCCACAGCAUCGACGCGCGAUAGCAGCAGCGCGAGCUAUGCCCCGCGCGAUAGCAGCAGCUCUAGCCAAGCCCUGCCGCGUGACGCUCCGCGCAGCGACUCGUUCGACGAUGCGCUCACGGCAGAGCAGGAUAUGGAAGCGCUCCUCGAGUACGAGGCCAUGCUCGCGUCCACGCGCGACGACGCCCGCAAGGUGCCAGCCCAGGAGCCAUCCAACGACAAGUCGAGCGAUGAGGAAGAAUUCCAAGCGCCGUCUCUCAAGGCUGCGCCGAGAUCGGCCGAGCCCAGUGACAACGUGACCGAGGCCGAGUCGCCGCCUCUCUCGACGGUUGCCGAGAAGCCAGAUGACACUGCCGACGAGCCUCGUGACGCUACCGACGAGCCUGCGGACGAGGUCGACGAUGCGCCUGCUGAUGAGGUCGACGACGAUCCUGCUGUUGACGCCGAGGAAGCGCCGUCGCAAGCCGCUGUCGAGCCUGCGUCGCAGAUGGAGGAGCCUGCCUCCCAGGCCAUCGACGAGGACUACGAGCUCCCGAGCGACGAAGAAGCCGGCGACGUCAUGGAGUACGAAGCGCGGACGUCGAUUUUGCGGGACAUGGUGGAGACGACGGAGACGCGACGACCGCGGACGUCCAAGGCGCUCGACGAAGCCGCGACGCUGCUCGAAGAGGAGUCGGACAGCGACGCCGAGCUCGACUUUCCGGCGACGCGCUUUGGUACUGCGUCGCAGGUGCCACCGACGCAAGGAGACGACGACGAUGAGACCCAAGUCAUAUGAGAUUAACGACGGCCGCCCAAUCGAUUCGUAUACGCAA